AUGGCGGAUACCGUUUCCCACAAACCGGAGCCCCGAAAACACUCCCCAACCGACCCAGAAAACGACCCGUCUAGCAAGUUCUACCGCCAUUUUCUGUUUAAAUCUUCCCUCAUAACAGUCUUAAUCCUCCUUCUUUCUCUUUUCCCCUCGAUUGCCCCUGAAUUCAUCAGCCGAACUCUGCACGCCGCCAGCUGGGAGCUUCUCCGACUCAUCUUCAUCGGCAUAGCCGUUUCGUACGGACUUUUCAGCCGAAAAAAUGAGCAAAUGGAGAAGCCCGAAAGCCCGCGGGUCGUAACGUUAAAUUCCCGGUACUUUAGAGUCGAGCCCGUGGUUAUGGUGGCCAAACAACAAAUAACCAACGAAAACAAGCCUCUGCUUUUGCCAGUCAGGAGCCUCAAACCAAAACCGAGGAAUGUGGAUGACAUGGCGGUCCUCCGUUCGCCGAUUCCUUGGAUGUCGCGGUCGAGAAGGACGGAAACAAAUGAGAAUGAGGACAUAAAAACGAACCCGGUCGAUGGCUUGAAAUUUAAUAGUAGUUCGCCGAAUCAUAAGAAGUUAACUCAAUCCAAGUCGAGCUCGUGUUUUGCGGCCAACGAUGACGUGGCAAAAUUUCUGGGUGUGAUCGAAACUAGCGACGAAGAUAAUGUUGGUAAUAAUAUUGACGUGGACAAGAAGGCGGACGAAUUCAUAGCUAAGUUCCGAGAGCAGAUAAGGCUGCAGAGAAUCGAGUCGAUUAGAAGGUCAUCCGCACAAUUUGGCGGGAAGGCUUUCGAUUAG
Striga hermonthica is the source of this 777-nucleotide messenger RNA. Lineage: Eukaryota; Viridiplantae; Streptophyta; Magnoliopsida; Lamiales; Orobanchaceae. The record is from the annotation of a GenBank genome assembly.